Messenger RNA from Penicillium digitatum Pd1, 780 nucleotides. Lineage: Eukaryota; Fungi; Ascomycota; Eurotiomycetes; Eurotiales; Aspergillaceae. The record is from RefSeq and is a predicted model, not a curated record.
AUGAAACCAGGUCCACUCGAUAUGGGCUAUGGCCGACUUCUCGAGUUCACUCUGUCAAUCGUCGUGAAGACCAAUCCUAGCCCUCUCGACUUUCAAUUCGCUGCCGAUACUCUUGUCUCACAAUGGCCUGUAUUGAACCUGCGAAUGGACCCGUUGAAAACGAAAUUCUUGGAUCCCAAAGAACUCGGUGACCUGGCCGAGGUAUGGGAAGGAAGAACCCUUAAACAAGAACUCAGCGACAUUCUCCAAGUUUCUCCUGAACCGAACUCACCACAACUGAUUGACUCCGAGUCACUUGACAAGGCAUUAGACUUCGGCUAUGGAAUCCUGCACGCAUGGAAGCAGCGAGUCUUUUCCAUACGAACGGUAUUCUUGCUCGAUGCCUGUAUUAUAGGAUUCAAGUUUCUACAACCCCUCUGCGAUGCAAAUGGUAGUGGACGUCCCCGAAAGCACCCAUGCAGUAGCACUGACCAUGUGAUUCUAGGCGCCUAUCAAAUCAUCCAGGCUUAUUGCAGCUUGCUCCGGGGAGAGCGCAUUACCCAUACCAUCCCUGGUCGCCCACCCCUGUCGCUGAAGCCAGAAGUAUUAGAAACAUGCAUUGAGAAGAUCGAGUGUUAUCAGAUCGCAGACCUCCACAAAAGUUCGAUGCGUCGAACUUGGGGUAGCCGGAAUGAGGGCUCUCGGGAAGCAAAUCGGGCGAGAUAUCUGCUACCCGUCUGCGAGACGUGUCGGCAGGACCUUGUUCAUUCCCCGAAGACAAAUCCUGAACUGGCUGGAUGA